This is a messenger RNA of Saccoglossus kowalevskii, 1491 nucleotides long. RefSeq names its product bifunctional glutamate/proline--tRNA ligase-like. The record is from RefSeq and is a predicted model, not a curated record. NCBI's taxonomy places the organism in Eukaryota, Metazoa, Hemichordata, Enteropneusta, Harrimaniidae. Gene Ontology annotation, molecular function: ATP binding; proline-tRNA ligase activity. Gene Ontology annotation, cellular component: cytoplasm; aminoacyl-tRNA synthetase multienzyme complex. Gene Ontology annotation, biological process: prolyl-tRNA aminoacylation.
AUGCAGACAGCGAGCGGAAGAUGGAGAGAAAAAGACAAACAGGGAAAAGGCAAUAUAAAAGAAAAGCCGAACGAGGAGAGUAGUGCAGAAGGUGGGAGCACACAACUUGGAUUAUUGGUUAAAAAGAGUGAGAAUCUGGCAGAAUGGUAUUGGCAGAUCAUCACUAAGUCUGAGAUGAUAGAGUAUUAUGACGUAUAUGGCUGUUACAUCCUUCGACCAUGGGCCUAUAGCAUAUGGGGAGUUAUUAAAGAAUUCGUUGGUGCUAAAAUAAAGGAGCUUGGAGUGGAGAACUGUUACUUUCCGAUGUUUAUGUCUCAGGCUGUAUUGGAAAGAGUGAGAGCGUAUGAGCACACUGCACACUUUGCUCCUGAGGUUACAUGGGUGACGAAAUCUGGUUCUUCGGAUUUAUCUGAGCCAAUUGCUCUUCGGCCAACAAGUGAAGCAGUCAUGUACCCAGCAUAUGCUAGGUGGGUGCAGUCACAUAGAGAUCUACCAAUCAAACUGAACCAGUGGUGUAAUGUUGUGAGAUGGGAGUUCGAACAUCCACAACCUUUCCUGAGAACUCGCGAGUUCUUGUGGCAGGAAGGUCACACAGCGUGGGCGAAUGUAGAAGAUGCCCAGGAAGAAGUUAUUACUAUUUUAGAAUUGUACGCACGUGUCUACGAGGAAUUACUGGCAGUACCUGUCAUUAUUGGGAGGAAAACUGAGAAGGAGACAUUUUCUGGUGCGGAAUACACAGCAACUAUUGAGGCUUUUAUACCUGCAAGUGGAAAGGCUAAUCAGGGUGCAACUGUACACCAUCUUGGUCAAAAGUUCUCGAAGAUAUUCGACAUUACAUACGAAGACACCUCACAGCCAAGCAAACAUCAGUUUGUUUAUCAGAAUUCAUGGGGUUUAACCACACGUACUAUUGGUGUACUAUGCAUGAUACAUGGUGAUGACCAGGGUUAUUACUGGCGACCUCAUGUCAUUUGUAAAAUUCAUAAUAAUUUCUGUUCAAUACAGAUUGUAAUUGUACCUUGUGGCGUCACUGUCGACAUGUCAGAUGUGGAUAAGAAUGCUCUUCUUGAUAAAUGUCAGGAUUACGCCAAACUACUCAAAUCGACUGGAAUGAAAUGCAAAGGAGACUAUCGGGAUAACUAUUCACCUGGAUGGAAAUUCAACUAUUGGGAGUUGAAGGGUGUGCCGUUACGUAUUGAGGUUGGACCACAGGAAAUGAAAAAUAAACAGUUUGCAGCUGUUCGUCGUGAUUCUGGAGAGAGGUCCACAUUUCCCGAGGAUGGCGCUGCUGACCAAAUACGUAUUUGCAGAGCCAAUGCUGAUCUAAACAACCAUGUUAAAGACACUAAAGAUUGGAAUGAAUUCUGCACACUAUUGGACAAGAAGAAUAUCAUCAUGUCUCCAUUCUGUGGAGAAAUCGCAUGUGACGAAAAGAUCACGGAGGAGAGUGGGAGGAUUGUUGGUUUAAAUGCAAUGGUACUGAUUACAUGA